Molecule: messenger RNA, 2898 nt
Organism: Cadophora gregata
Lineage: Eukaryota; Fungi; Ascomycota; Leotiomycetes; Helotiales; Ploettnerulaceae
Exons: 2
Coding region: 287-1678 (463 amino acids)
Source: RefSeq, a predicted model, not a curated record
ACCAUCCAACAACCUUUCCGCACUUCUGCAGCAGGACCCCACACGGAUCCGGAAUGGAAUUUUGCCAACCAUCUCCAAAAGCUCGCAAUCAUCGACGUUCUGUGAGGCUCUCCUUGGUCGCCUUGUAUUGUGUUAGCUCAUUCUUGGUCGUCAGCCUUGCCCUUUUGACACACGGGGUCUGAAGACUCCAUGCAAGUUGGCCAUUCUCCAAGCUCUUUCAAAUUUUGUUAAUAUGCACAUUGCGCGUUAAUAUUUGCUGUCGACUUCUAUUGUGAUCGCAACACCAAUGUCUUAUCAAACCGAGUCGGACUUGGGCCAAGAAGCAGGUGGGGGCCUCCAUGAGCCCUGCUGGGCUGCAGAGGCUCAAACUGGGAAUACCUCGUGGAGAGAUGAAGAUCUGGACCUGGAUUCGUUCGUGUCCGGCUACGCGCCCCAUGAUGCCCCGAGAAAUGAUCCAAGUACGCCCAUGGCAGAAGAAAUUGCAACCUCAUCGCGAUAUCAUCCGCCUCUUGGAGUCGGCGGGCAAAGCGUCGACGCGAAUUUGACGCGUCUGAGCGAUAACGAAGCUCAAACGGGAAAGCAGAUUCCUUUGCAGCUGCGCCGAUUCAGGCCUUCACCAGAAGUUUUGUUGGAUAUAAUAACCCCGGGAGAUUCAAAACUCUCGAAAUUAUCGCAGGAAUAUUUCCCCAUCACAUCACUGGAAGACCAAUCAGCCGAUCAACCUUCAUUGGAGCCACCGACCCAUCUGUCAAGAACUGAUGAGAUUGGAGUGCCGCUUCACUCUCUCAAAACUGUUGAGAAAGGCUUUAGCGAGUUGCGAUUUCAGGCAGAUUUGGGGGAACACCAAAGUAUGGCAUGGAUAAAGGUGCGGAAUGUACGGGAGGAGAUAUUAGGCCUCCGAUCUCGUGUUCAUCAAGCGCGCUCUGAGUUGAAGGAGACUGAGAAAAUCAAAGCGGAGGCUGACAAUCUCUUAUUUAAAAGAAUGUUAUUGGAAGGGAGAGGCAUUCAUCUGGAGGACUGUGCGCUUCCAAAUGAUCAGAAAACUCUUCAGCAACUUAUGGACGAUUGUCAGAAGACUCGCGAUGACUACGGCCCCAAAGAAGCUGAAUGUACCUCUCUCGAGGAUCAAAUGAGCAAGCUCGAGUUCAAACUCAACUGUCUGGAACAGCCCUUCUUUUCUCAGAUCGAAGAACCGCAGCCUCCACAACCUACGAUCUCGCGAGAGACCAGUCCGGCAUCUCAACCCUCCGUUCCAGAAUCAGUAGUGUCGACUGACGACGAAUUGAACGAACCCAAGUAUCACCCACUAGUAAAAAUAUAUCUUUCAGAGAUGGCAGAUCUCGAUCUCCUCCACGAGCGUCGCGAUAUCCUCGUUGAAGAGAAGCUCUUCCUUGAAGAAGAGAAGGAGAAACGUACCACGUUGGGAAUGGCACUCAAUUCGGAUGACCAAGACUGGCUGGAUGGGUCUCAAGCUGAAAAUGACACCCUUGUCAAAGAUAUAACACAUCUCGAGGCAGAAUUGGUGGACCUCAAAAAGAAGUGUCUAGAUCAAGGCUUGAUAGAUGAGCAUGGUGAACCAACCGAUUUUGCCAAUCUAGAGGCGGCAUCCUUUCACAACGAGGAAGAUCUAAAUCCUAAUAAUCAGAUAUCAGUAAAAUCCCACAAUGCGGAUCAAUAACUGGAUGCUGCAAUCACUCCGGAGGUCUGCCCUCAAUGUAAAUUUCCUCGCCAGAAUAUUCGAAGAUGGGGGAGGACGACCCGGUGCACAGUGGGAGCUUGCCGUCCUUAAAUUUUGGUUUACGGAUGGUUCAAGUAUGCCGAAAACACAGAUUGAACGACCAUACGCAGCAAGUCUAAUUACUGAGACCGACAUGCACCCUCAACCUAACCAUCAAGCCGGAACUCCGUUCGGUUCAUUUCCCAAUUCCGCACAAGAGUCUGAUCCGGAUUCUGGCAUCCAUACCGAACUUAGAGUUACCAUGGCUAGUUCAGUUCCAAGUGCUAAAAUGCCCUCUCUACGGAAUAUUGAAUAAUGCCUAUGCUCUGGUUUCGUUGUUCUAUGGAGGCAGAACGCAGCUUAUACAUUUUUCGUCUCGGAGAGGGCAGGCUAUCGCCACAAUUCUUUUAUUUGUUAUACACGUCUAUGUAUCACUUGUUUAUUUGUCAGUCUUCAAUUUUCAAGCUCAAGUAGCUUUAAAAUAACGUGGCUGUCAAAAAAGAGCCAUAUAUUGCACGUUGAAGCCAAAUUGGAUGAGGAAUAUCUUCAGGAGAGAAAUUGAGGCGCUAGCACGUACAGCAAACAGGGAGGAAUAUCGGGCGUGAUUUUCAUCUGCGAUGUCUUCGGUCUUUCUUUUGGUUUGAUUUUUUUGUGUAGAGCUAAAUAAGGGCACAGGUACACAGUACUGGAGCCCGAGGGCCAAGUUUUCAUUUUCGACUUUGUCGGGCGUAGGUGCAGGUCCCAAGCUGGUCUCUUUAUUAGAAAGCCUUAUCACUUUCAAACUUGUACGGUCAUUAUCUUAUCACAGACAACGUAAAUGAACCUGCAGAGGAAACUCAAAUUUGGCUCCAAGACUCGCAAAGAUUUGGCUGCCAUUUGUUCCGACACGGCGUUGUUUGACGCCAGUGUCACUUCCACCUGCAAGCUACAGAGCCGUUCCGCCAGCUGAGAUAUGCCUGGAACAGGAACCUUGGAAUACCAAGGAAGGCACAUAUAAAGGCAGCGAUUGAUCUCUGUUGGAUGACUCCCAUGAAGUGGAAGUCUUCAGCCAGUCAUAGAUAGUCCGCAUAUUAGGCAACCAUGAUCAGCAGACGAUGACUCCACUAUGUUGCCCCAGGGACAGUAUGUGUAACCUCGAAGGGGACCUUUCAAUUGAACAGUGGAAAAGAGUUCUACUAGUG